This is a messenger RNA of Amaranthus tricolor (Joseph's coat), 882 nucleotides long. RefSeq lists its product as uncharacterized. The record is from RefSeq and is a predicted model, not a curated record. The transcript has 3 exons. Bases 176 to 457 code for a protein of 93 amino acids. NCBI's taxonomy places the organism in Eukaryota, Viridiplantae, Streptophyta, Magnoliopsida, Caryophyllales, Amaranthaceae.
AACUGCUCGAACUCGAACUCGGUCGGUGCUGCAACUUCUGGCUGCUGCUUCCCUGUGGGCUGUGGGUUGUUCGAAUCCAAUCAAAGAAUCCCUAAAAAUCGAAAUUUUUGAUUUUGUUUAAGCUUAAUUUUUUGUUGCUCUUUGAGCACGUAUUCUAUAGUAGCAAGUUGGGAACAUGGAAUCUCAAAAGCAUCAAGCUGAAACUACACCAUCGACUACUGCACCAACUCCCGCAAUCACUUCAUGUCGGAAGAAAAAGAAAGAAGAUGCAACUUUCCUCGAGGACAUAAAAGAUCAUAUUGAUGAGUUUGUCAAUGCUUCCAUGGAUGAACACAAGUCGUGCUUCAAGAAAACCAUUCAAAAGAUGUUUGGCAUGUCAAAGGUAGUAGCACAAAGGAAUUCUGAGCUGCAAGAAGUAGAGAGUGUUCUUCCACUGCAGACAACAGUCUCAGAGUAAAGCAUCCGGAAAGUACUCUCGAAGAAGUUUUCCUUCAUAAUAAGAAGCGUUGAUUUUCACCUGUACAAUCGUUGUUGGAUAUAAUUUUUCAUGAUGACUUGCUUUCGUUCGUGUAGCCGACUCUAUAUUGUCGGUUACGAGAUUAAGGCUUUUAAAUAGUUGUGCUGAUUAGAAAUGAUGCUUUUGUACAAGUGAUCGAAUGUAACAUAAUUUGCUUUUUCAAUUCAUAAUUUGCUCAAAUUCAAACAACCCAAAAUUGACCGUAAUUUGCUGUUAUAGAUUUGGAUUUGCGAGGAGUUAGAGAAUCAUGUAACACUAGAGUGAUUGGUAAUUGGUUCAAUGUGAUUGAUGACAAGGGACAGCAACUACGUCUGAUGCUAAUUUUGUGCACCAUGAUAACAUGAGAUAUGACUAUACUUUUAUGC